Molecule: messenger RNA, 3811 nt
Organism: Dunckerocampus dactyliophorus (ringed pipefish)
Lineage: Eukaryota; Metazoa; Chordata; Actinopteri; Syngnathiformes; Syngnathidae
Gene: fzd2
Product: frizzled class receptor 2
Exons: 1
Coding region: 141-1799 (552 amino acids)
Biological process (GO): non-canonical Wnt signaling pathway; canonical Wnt signaling pathway
Cellular component (GO): plasma membrane
Molecular function (GO): Wnt-protein binding; Wnt receptor activity
Source: RefSeq, a predicted model, not a curated record
UAGGAGUUUUGAAGGAGAAAAAAGUUCGAAGCAAAGAGAGAACACAAAGAGGACGACGCUCGGGUGUAAACCAUUAGACUUUGCAGCUUUGGAUGUUCGUAGUUUCUUUAAAGACUGCUUGAUGAGUGCAAGUGAAUUAUAUGACUGAAGUGACUAAAGUUGGCGAGAUGUUUCUCUCCGGGACCUGGACUGUUCUUCUGCUGCCUGUGCUGAUUUCAGCCCAGUACCAGGGGGACCAUGGAAUUGUCAUCCCUGAGCAUGGAUUUUGUCAACCCAUCUCCAUUCCCCUGUGCACAGACAUCGCCUAUAACCAAACCAUCAUGCCCAACUUAGUGGGCCACUACAACCAGGAGGACGCAGGGCUGGAGGUGCACCAAUUCUACCCUCUGGUGAAGGUACAGUGCUCCCCGGAGUUGAAGUUCUUCCUGUGUUCCAUGUAUGCGCCCGUGUGCACCGUCCUGGAGAAGGCCAUCCCCCCAUGCAGGUCGAUCUGCGAGAGGGCCAAACAGGGCUGCGAGGCGCUCAUGAACAAGUUCGGCUUCCAGUGGCCGGACCGUCUACGCUGCGAAAACUUCCCAGUCCUGGGGGACGGUCAGAUCUGCGUGGGGCAGAACGACUCGUCCGCUGCCACCGUCCCACCCUUGCCCGUUCCGGGUACGCAGGACCUCUCUGUGGUCUCCGGCCAAGACAGGACCUUCCGGUGCCCCAAUGUUCUCAAGGUGCCCCCCUAUUUGAACUACAUGUUCCUGGAGGAGAAGGACUGUGCAGCUCCUUGCGAGCCCUCCAGGGGCGGCGGGUACAUGUUCUUCACAGACAAGGAGAUCCACUUCUCCCGCAUUUGGAUUCUGGUCUGGUCUGUGCUUUGCUGUGCAUCCACAUUAUUCACCGUCACCACUUAUUUGGUGGACAUGCAGCGUUUUAGAUACCCCGAGAGGCCCAUCAUCUUCUUGUCUGGCUGCUACACCAUGGUGUCCAUCGCUUACAUUGCUGGCUUCUUCCUGGGGGACAAAGUGGUGUGCAAUGAGAGUUUCAACCCAGACGGCUACAAGACCAUCGUGCAGGGAACCAAAAAGGAAGGCUGCACCAUCCUCUUCAUGAUGCUUUACUUCUUCAGCAUGGCCAGCUCCAUCUGGUGGGUCAUCCUGUCCCUCACCUGGUUCCUGGCCGCAGGCAUGAAGUGGGGCCACGAGGCCAUCGAGGCCAACUCGCAAUACUUUCACCUGGCGGCCUGGGCGGUGCCGGCCGUCAAGACCAUCAGCAUCCUGGCAAUCGGGCAGAUCGAGGGCGACGUGCUGAGCGGCGUUUGCUUCGUCAGCCUCAGCAACUUGGACCCCCUGCGAGGCUUCGUGCUGGCCCCACUCUUCAUCUACCUCUUCAUCGGCACCUCCUUCCUCCUGGCUGGCUUUGUGUCGCUCUUCCGCAUCCGCACCAUCAUGAAGCAUGACGGCACCAAAACGGAGAAGCUGGAGCGCCUCAUGGUGCGCAUCGGUGUCUUCAGUGUGCUCUACACCGUGCCCGCCACCAUCGUCAUCGCCUGCUUCUUCUACGAGCAGGCCUUCCGCCCACAUUGGGAGCGCAGUUGGGUGAGCCACAGCUGCCGGAGCCUGGCCAUCCCGUGCCCGACGCAGACGGGACCCCGCAUGACCCCGGACUUCACCGUCUACAUGAUCAAGUACCUCAUGACGCUCAUUGUGGGCAUCACAUCCGGGUUCUGGAUCUGGUCCGGGAAGACGCUGCACUCCUGGCACAAGUUCUACACCAGACUGACAAACGGCAAACACGGUGAGACCACCGUGUAGGAUGAAGUGGGGACGCCGCGUGCUUUUUGCCGCACUCAUUUGUGAUUUAACGGCGGAAGUGGAUGUUCUUCAGCGUCACAAAGCGUUUGGGUUUGACCAAACAGCGAGCUGGAUUAACAGCGCCCGAGCGGGACGGUCUGACUGAACAAAAAACAUGGCCAAGGUCGCCAUGUGCUGAAAUGCUACCUUCCUCCUCCUCCUCCACUUCCUCCAUUAGCAUUUCACUUGUAAUUAAAUCCAACUGUACAUAAUAUUUGUAAAAACAUGACAAAAAUCUAUAUAUUUGUAUUUAAAAGUAACCUCCUUAACUGUCAAGUGUAUCUGCUUCAGUUUUGCACUGCCACAAAACUCAAAUAGAUUUCUUUUGUUUUGUUUUUUCUUUGUUGGAAAUAUUAGUAACUAUAUUGAAAGCAGAUCCAUAAAAGGCAGAUGUUACGAUUACAGGUUGAAAAAAAAAAAGACAUGUAGUCACUUUAUCAUGAAGCUACUAAAUAGUCAUGUGUAGUUCACUAACAAAUGAUUGUAUACGAAAUAUGGGUCUUAAUGCUUUCUACGUGUCUGCCACUGAUGUUAAAUACUCAAUAGAUGUCAUGCAUUUAUACAUUUUACAUCAUAUUUUCUCUUGUUUUCAGUGCUGCAAUGUCAAACGGACAUUGAAUGUGGCGAGACUAAAUCAGAGGUUGGCUGUAGUUGAGAUGCCAAAUUAUAGCCUUUGUCCAAACACAUUAUUUAGACUCUCUGGGCAUUGAAUUGAUUGCAACACGGCUAUUCGGGUUGUCUUGAAAGACUAGAUAGGACAGCUUUAGUCCUAUCUAGUCUAGUCUUUAGUCCUGUCUUGUCUUUGAGAAUGAACUAACAACGCCUGCUCAGAUGAAAGGCGUUACGAGUCCUAACAACAAUGAGCAUGUGACACAUCGGACUAGAGCUGUCCUAUCUAGUCUUUGAGCAUGAACUGAUGAAGUCUUUCAUCUGAGCAGGCUUCAUCGGUUGAUGCUCAAAAACCAGACAGGACAAGGCUAGAUAGGAGUCUGCUCAGAUGAGAGGCUUCCAUCAGUUCAUGCUGAAAGACUAGAUAGGAUGGCUCUAGUCCGAUGUUGUGUCACAUGCUCUAUGUUGUUAGGACUAGUAGCACCUCAUCCAAGCAUGCUUCAUCAGUUCAUGCUCAAAGACUGGAUGGGAUAGGACUAGAUAGGACUGAUGAAGCCUACUUGGAUGAGAGGCUUCAUCAGUUCAUGCUCAAAGACUAGAUAGGACAGCUCUAGUCCAAUGUUGUGUGUGUCCCAUGCUCCGUGUUGUUAGGAUUAUUAUUGUUGACUAGGACUAUUAACCAGGCUUCAUUGGUUUUUGGUCAAAGACUAGACAGGACAGUUCUGGAUAGGACCACAGCCGUCCUAUCUAGGCUUGUAAGACAAUCUGAACAGUCCAGUUGCGAUUGAUUCAGUGACCUUCGUGAAUGAGAAUAUUCACUGUCAUUAUUUGGAUUAUUUGAGAACACACUUGUUGCGUAUGAAUGCUUGGCAUCUUGGUGCAGUCGUAAUGUCGCCAUGUAUAAAAAAUGUCAGUUGCAUGAUAUAACCAAAUUUGUCGCGACAUUUUAGUGGGAUUUUGUAUGAUGUACUGUAGUAUAGCUUUAAUUCUGUUAAGGAGCAUUAUGGAAAAAAAUACGCACAUUUAAAUAAUGGCCAGAUAUAACGUUUUCGAUGCAGAAUGUCAGCUAUAUUUGUGGAUUAUGUCACAGAUUUGUGCAAUUUCCUACUAAAAAAUGAUGCAGAGAUGGUUCAUAUACUGAAUGUUCCUCCAUAUGUUUUCCUAUGAUUAAAUCCAGUUAACUAGUACCUGAACACCUUUGUCCUGGAAUGUGAAUACCUUCUGAAUUUCCCCUUUAAACAAAUGAAUCUCUGGAUUUUUGUGUCAUUUUUACAAUUAUUGAGGAUCCAAUGUCACAGUAAGGGUUCAUUUACUGUUCUAUGGUUAUCGUCACACUUUCUGUGCCAUCAUUGGUACCCUUCUGU